Molecule: messenger RNA, 1140 nt
Organism: Echinostoma caproni
Lineage: Eukaryota; Metazoa; Platyhelminthes; Trematoda; Plagiorchiida; Echinostomatidae
Source: the annotation of a GenBank genome assembly
AUGAAUGAUGAUGAGGUGAUACAUCGUUCGGUUCAGGAUUUCCGUUUGUCAUUGGAUUCUCCCGUGGUUCGUAGAAUCAUCAAUCGUCUUUUGGAUAAGUUUCCUGGUGUCCAAAGAGCCACUGUGGAGGAGAUGUUUGUCAAAACAGACUUCAACGAAUCCGACACAGAGAAUCGGCUUCGAUCACUGUUUCCAUGUUCCCAACCCAGUGAAACCGAGAGUCAGAUAAGUGCUAGCAUAAACCCCACCAGGAUAACGGUCACGAAUCCAUCUGCAUCGGAACCAGGUCUCAGUCUACAGGAGAUACAAGAAGAGGAAGAGGCGUUGCGACGUUCAGUGGAAGAUCAGCGCAGUAAACUGCAAUCACUGGCCAAUCAACUUUCUCUCUGUCGACUCAAGUCUCAAUUUCCUGAUAUCCAGCUGGUCGAACUAGAGAACUUGUUAAUUCGUUUUGAUUUGAAUGAACAAGAACUGGUGAAACAUCUUGUCGAUCGGGGCUUUUCCUGUCGACCGGUUGCACCAUUGAUCCCCGCCACAGAGGAUACCGAACGAGAUUUGACUCCAUCGUUUGAUUCAAUGCGACUGUCACAGGCCUCGACCGAUCUGGCCGUAUUGAACGCGCAACUCAGUGUGAUUCGUGGAAGAAUUGGCGAGAUUCGUCAACGUUUGUUCAAGCGCGUGGAGAAGGGAGUCGCAAGUUACUAUUCGGAUGAGCUGGGCCGACUUUAUCGAGAACAACGCGAUCUGUCUUUGGCACGAGCACAACGGUUGACUGAGGAACGGUCGAUUAAUUUUGAGCGCGAUUUGCUCGCGAACGGUGAAUCCGCUUCCGUGGCCGCCUCGAAAGCAUUCGCGUAUAUCGAUUUGCAUGGUUUGGACAAAAGUUGUGCCAUGACUGUGCUCAAACAACGCAUCCAACUGUUGGAAGCACAUUUGCAACUCCCGGGCCGGAUGUCAUCCCGUGUUUGUGUCAUUGUAAUCACCGGUAGGGGUGGUAAUGCGGAGUCUGAUUUGAUAACCACUUCACCCAUAUUACGACCAGCAGUGAUUAGCUAUUUCAACGCAAAUCAAUACCCAUUUCAAGAAAAGUACACCACGGGAUCGGGAUACUUUACUGUGACUGUGCACAGACGUCAAUGA